CCCCACCAUCUUCCUCCUCACUCCGGGUUUCUGCCGACCCGAUCGAUCAAUCCCAUCUAUCAUCUUUGUUAUCACUCUAACAUCUACUCCCCACACCUUAUUAUACUCUCCCAAAACCCUAUAAAUCUAACCUAUACCCCAAAAUUCUCUCUCUCUCUCUCUCUCUCUACUGCAGAAAAGCUUGUGUCUAUUCCCGUCUUCUGUCUUUCUUGUCACUCUUUUUUUCUUCUUUCUCCUCACUUCAGCUUUUGGAUCUUUAUAAUUUUCUUUCUUUAUUUUUAUUUAUUUUUUCUGGACAAUCCAUCCACAAGGCUCUGGCGAUCUGCUGUUCUCCAAAACAAAAAAUGUCACUCGACGUCUCAUCUGAAAACGUUUGUUACGUCCACUGCAACUACUGCAACACCAUUUUAGCGGUUAGUGUUCCAACCAGCAGUUUAUAUAAUCUGGUGACGGUGAGAUGUGGGCAUUGCGCUAAUUUGUUGUCUGUGAACAUGGGAGCUUUGCUGCAGACAGUCCCUCCUCAAGAUCUUCAGAAUCACAGUGUGAAUUCUGAAGAUUCUAGUAAGGACGGUGGAUCUUCUUCCAAAGGCAUGGUUUCUACACCGGACUCUGCAGAGAGUGUACAAUCUGAACAAUCUCAACUUCUCCCUAUUCGCCCUCCAGAGAAAAGGCAACGAGUUCCAUCUGCAUACAACAGAUUUAUUAAGGAAGAGAUCCAAAGGAUUAAGGCUAGUAAUCCUGACAUUAGCCACAGAGAAGCUUUUAGCACUGCAGCAAAAAAUUGGGCUCAUUUCCCUCAUAUUCACUUUGGGCUAACCCUUGAUGGAAGCAAGCAAAUAAAAAUUGAUGAAGCAUUUGGAGGCAGCGAGUUAAGGAACUAAAGAGGCUAAAUUUUUCUGUUAAGAAAAAUUAUCUUGUAAGUGUGCUAGUGUUUUAGUAUAUCCCUACUAAACUUGGACGGCGAAAAUGAGGAUUAUCAAGCAUCCUAAUCCCCAUGGGUGGGAAAUGCUGAACCUCCUAAGAUUUUUAUUGCUUGCAUCAUAAUAAUUCUUGUCUAAUACCAUUAAGGGAUUGCGUUCA
Messenger RNA from Macadamia integrifolia, 1080 nucleotides. RefSeq names its product putative axial regulator YABBY 2. Bases 345 to 881 code for a protein of 178 amino acids. The transcript has 6 exons. Gene Ontology annotation, cellular component: nucleus. Gene Ontology annotation, biological process: cell fate commitment; multicellular organism development. The record is from RefSeq and is a predicted model, not a curated record. NCBI's taxonomy places the organism in Eukaryota, Viridiplantae, Streptophyta, Magnoliopsida, Proteales, Proteaceae.